CUGAAUUAUAGCUUAUUAACACAAUAAAACCUUUAGCUCUGAUGUUGAACUAGCUCCCUCAACUGACUGAGUAAUGAAAACAUGGACGCUGUCGAGGGUUUGAAGGUACCACAACGCUACGCUCAGGUGUACAAGAAACAUCUGUUAGCAUUGGGUGCUUUGGAUCGCCAGCACUGUUUACAAAAACACUCGGAUGGAACAGUGACUCUUCCAAUACUUACUUCCACUCUCUGCCAAACCGAUCUGCUUACACUUAAGAACACUGUGGAUCCAAAUGGCUGCUGUGAGAUCAUUCAAAUACAGGUUCCUCAACUAUCCAAAAAAGGCAAAGUGAAGUCUGGUCAAGAGAAAAUGAUUGAGGCUGUGCAGGAAAUAGUGACAGCUAAAGGAGAGAAAUGGAGUAAAGAAUUAGAGGAUGACCUGCCAAGUGGAUGGCAGCGACAUGGAGAUUUGAUUUUGUUUGGUGAAGGAUGCUUCUCACAAACAGUCUGGGAAAAAUUUGACUCUGAGCUGUGGUGGACUGUUGCGGAAGCACUGGGAACAAAGCGUCUAGCACAGAUCAAAAAGAUUUCCCAGGAUGGGUAUCGAACCCCAGUGGUUACAAUGCUACUAGGAGAAAAUGGCUAUGUAACACACAUCGACAACCACAUCAGGUAUGAAUUUGAUGUCACCAAGUGCAUGUUCUCCUUUGGAAACAUCACAGAGAAACUAAGAAUAGCCUCCUUCAACUGCAAGGGUGAGACGGUGGUUGACCUGUAUGCAGGAAUUGGCUACUUUACUUUGCCCUAUCUGGUACAUGCUGGUGCUGCCCAUGUGCAUGCCUGUGAAUGGAACCCGGAUGCAGUAUCUGCCCUGAAACGGAACUUGCAGCUUAAUAAAGUAGCUGAUCGUUGCACUGUGCAUCAAGGAGACAACAAACAACUUGCACUGAGUGACCUAGCUGACCGGGUGAAUCUUGGCCUUAUACCAAGCUCUGAAGCGGGCUGGCCUGUGGCAUGCCGUCUCCUGUGUAGGUACACUGGUGGAAUGUUGCAUAUCCAUCAGAACGUCACCAUGCCAAUCCAGCACACGAAGCAUCAAGAGUCCUGUGAUUCUCUGCCUGAGAAAGAGAGAACCGAGAAUGGCUUUUCAAAAACCUUGAGCAAUAGAGAGGUGUGGAAUGUGUGGGCCAUAGAGACAGCGAGACGCAUUUACACACUUUUGAGAGAAAUCACUGGGAUUGAGUGGAGGACUAGCAUAAAGCAUAUAGAGCAUGUGAAGUCGUACGCACCACAUAUAGAUCACAUUGUGCUGGACCUGGAAUGUAGACCAAUGUAAUAUGUAAUAGAAUGUAAUAAUUAAGUGGUUUUUACCUGACGAAUUGAACACAAUAAACAAAGGUAAACAUGUAA
Trichomycterus rosablanca is the source of this 1391-nucleotide messenger RNA. RefSeq names its product tRNA methyltransferase 12 homolog (gene tyw2). The record is from RefSeq and is a predicted model, not a curated record. NCBI's taxonomy places the organism in Eukaryota, Metazoa, Chordata, Actinopteri, Siluriformes, Trichomycteridae. The coding region runs from base 82 to 1317 and encodes 411 amino acids. The transcript has 7 exons. Gene Ontology annotation, biological process: wybutosine biosynthetic process; tRNA methylation. Gene Ontology annotation, molecular function: tRNA methyltransferase activity. Gene Ontology annotation, cellular component: cytoplasm.